UAUUCUUCUCCCCACUACCCCACCCCGCUCCCUCUCUCCCUCUCUCCCCUCCUUACCCCGUCUAUCAUCACCGUCAUCAUAUAUCCUAAUGCGCAGCUAGUUUCUCUUGCAUCUGUCAGUGCCCCUCCGCCGUCCCUCCUCGCCGGCUUCGCGCUCCGGUGAGCUCCAGUACAGGUGUUAUCGUUGUUACCUUAAUUAGCGCGGGGAAAUUCUUGCGCCGCGUGGAGGGUGCGGGCGACUAUCGACAGCUGCUGACGGGUCAUCCAGCAGCCAACCAAGUAUUGACACUCGAGUCCUGCCGCCUGUCCGCCAGCCUCGUUAAGACCAGUGAUGGGCGUGUGGUGGCUGCGGGGUCUGGUGGCGGUGGUGGUGGUGGUGGCCGUGGCGGUGCCUGGCUGGGGACGCGAGGGGCCUGUGCUGUCCUCCUCCGUGUCCUCCCUCUCCUCCUCCCCCUCCUCAGCCUACCUGCCGGGCGAGGAGUGUAAGCACAUCAAGUUCAGCCAGCCCGGCCAGGCCACCGUCGUGAGGCAGUCCGUGCUGCGACAGAUGUGUCUUCGCGCCGCGCCGCACGUUGACGUCAACAAGAUCUUCAAGCAGUUCGCGAUAUUCCUGCUUCACCGCGACGAUUUUGAUGACUCUCCGAAGUGGCACUCUGGUGAUGCUAAGGCGGUGCUCGACGACCCGUACUGGGCUGUGAACGAGGUGACGGUGCUCAAGUCGACUAAAUAUCAGUGGUACGUGCACGGCCUGCCCAUGUGGCCUCUCCCGCACCAGGCGCUGGCUAACAAGACCACCUCCAAGCGGCCAUCACUCAAGAAAAAGAAACCCGUCGACUGGCCAAACUACGGCCUGGCCACACCCAUCUACUUCGCGUCCAAGGCGUGGAGGGACCAGGCGUGGAGUGUAGAGGAGUUUUUCCAGCAGGAGAAGAAGAAAUCACCCUUCAAGAGCCACGAGGACUUCCAUAAGCUGGUGCUGGAGGUGGUCGGCGGCGUGAACGGGAGCAAGGUGGAGAGUUACAGCGAGUGGGCCUUCCUCAAGUUCUCCCUGCCGCUCAUGGUUCGAUCAAUGACUCGGCGCAACAAGGGUCUCUGUCCAGACGAGAUGUACAUUUACUUCCGCCUCACUCCGUGCUAUCCUAAAGAACCCCAGUAUGCAGUUUGCGCGCAGGCCGCCCGCCAUGCCCGCCUCCUCCUCACAGUCUCCUCCUGCCCCACCACCACCGUCAUCGUCGGCUUCAGUAAGGAAUACAGCGAGGAAGAGAACCUGCUGCCCCUGUAGAGACCCCCACCCACCCACCCCUCGCCCCUCAUCCCACCAGCGGCCCGGACACUCAAUGGACACACACUCUCCCUCCACCCCUCCUCGGACGUGGGAAAACCUGGAUGGCAAAUUGUGCAAACGCUUCGGAACGGAUCUUUGCCUUUCGUUACUGUUUUCCUCUUGUUUGUUUACGAACUCCGGAAACUUGAGAGCACGGUGGCAUAGGAAAGUAAAUAGAGUCUGUUUUCUGAGGAGUUCCAGCGUCUUAUCUCCAAUACUUUUUUAAUAGGUUCUAUCGGAAGUUGUUUGCAGUUUCCUCAAAGGGGUUUUCGUGAUGCUAAUGAUAGUUGGAUAGGCUCUUAUGUUUUUUUUUUUUUCUUUGGGGGUUUUCAAAGGCGUUUUCAAGAUUGUAUUGAUUGUUUGAUAAGUUUUAAUGGAAGGUGUCAAGAUUUUCAAGGGUAUUUUCGUGAUUAUGGUGGUCGUUUAACAAGGAUGCUCCAGAUUGAUAGAACUAACUUACUUUUUUUGACUAACUAUACGAAUUGAGAACAAGAUGUCGUAAGGAAAGUAAGGUUAUCUAAAUAACAAUAACCCUUUACACUUUUUUGCCUUUGACCGAUGGUUUUAGAGAGAGAGAGAGAGAGAGAGAGAGAGAGAGAGAGAGAACGAAACAGACAUAAUCUUUACCCAGUAUAAUCACAACAGUGUAUUUGAAUAAGUAUGAUAAUCUUAAAUACCAAAAUAAGCCUGCAGCUUCUUUCCGUAAGUAAAAGGUUAUACAAAUAUAAAAUAUUCACCAAAUAAACACACACCUAAGCCAAUAUAGUUACGGUUUAUAUACUGUAUCACAUAAUUACGUUUAAGGAAUUAAGCUUAUAUCAGUUAUCAAAAUAAAUUUGUAACUAUAGUUUUCUUUAGUAUUUAGUAAUAAACAAACAACAAAAACAAUAAAAAGUGUUGAUUUUAGCCAAUAUAGUAAAAUUUUUUGUAUAACAGCAGUACAUUAAAGGAAAUAGGGUUAAAUUAAAUACAAGAUAAUCCUGA
Scylla paramamosain (green mud crab) is the source of this 2307-nucleotide messenger RNA. RefSeq lists its product as uncharacterized. The transcript has 8 exons. NCBI's taxonomy places the organism in Eukaryota, Metazoa, Arthropoda, Malacostraca, Decapoda, Portunidae. The record is from RefSeq and is a predicted model, not a curated record. The coding region runs from base 331 to 1281 and encodes 316 amino acids.